GAGCGGAGCGGCAGAGCGGAGGGGCUCCGGUUGUUGUCCAAUGCUGGGGAGCCGGGAAACAGGAACCGCGGGCGGCGGCGGGGAGGCGGUGGCGGCCGGGCCAUCGGGGCCGCCGAGCGGAGCACACCGCCGGGAGGAGGCGCAGCCCGGCCGCACAGGGUGUCGCCUCACCGGCCUGGUGAACUGGAGGCAGAGACCGUGCAGGACUUCAGCCCUGUUUGCUGCAGCCAACACGGCGCUCUGGUUUGUGGCCUUCAGCUCUCUCCGAGCCUACAGCCUCCUGGCCGUGCUGCUGGCUCUGCUGGUCGUCACGGUGACCGCCGGAGACAUCGCUCGGUCCAGAUCCACAGGAGCUCACUUAUGGCGUAGCAUGACUGCAAGCUGGGAGAUUAUUGACUCAGGCCAGGAUAGCCGGUCUGGGACUGGACCUCAGCUCAGCGACUCCCUCAAACUCUUCCUCCAGGAGACGUCGGCUUUCAAACAGCAAAACCCGGGCAAGUUUUGCCUGCUGGUUUGCAGUUUGUGCACCUUCUUUGCUGUCUUAGGACGCUACAUUCCAGGGAUCGUUAUCUCAUAUAUUUUAGUUCUGGGAGUUUUCCUAUGGCCUCUGAUUUCAUCUCACGAGGUUGGUUUGUGGCUGGAGCCAGUUCUGCAGAAGCUGGACUUCGGCAUUGGGGAGUUCAUUCAAAAAAUCAAAGAGAACCAUGAGAAGAGAAUCAUGCAGGCUCAGACUGAGAAAGAGGGCAUUGAGUCGGACCUCUCUUCAAUGUUUCCCAAGCUCGACUCCACAGUGUGUAAGGAAAUGUCUGUAUCUGACACAGAGGUGUCUGACGUGACGUGGACAGACAACGGUACUUUCAACCUGUCAGAAGGACACACACCGCAGACUGAGAACUCAGAGGACCUCGACAGAGAAGAAGCGUUCACCGGCGGCCUUCCAGAAUUCCCCUCACUUGACAAUGGCACAACGACCAAUGGCGACGACGACGAUGACCUCAGCCUCGGCCUUCCCUCACCUCAACCUCAGCCCCAGAAGCCAAUCAAAUCCAAGCAUACACCCUCCCUUUACAAAGACCAACCCACUGACAAAGCCCUCGAAUUAGUUAACCAGAUGGCGGGCGAUGUCAUCGCUGCCGCUGUCACAGCUGCCAUCCAGGAGAGGAUAGAAGCAGCGGUCGGCCUCACGGCGCUGCGCGAAGACUUGGAGCGGUCAAGACUUCCAGAAUCCUCCAGGCUGCUGGAGCUGGCCGAGGAGUCGGACAGCGAGGUGGAGGACUUUGAGCUGCUGGACCAGUCGGAGCUGGAGCAACUGGAGGGGGAGCUGGGGCUCGGGGAGGAGAAGGUCCAGGCCAAAGAGGAAGCCAAGAGUGACCAGCCGGCCUCUUCUGGAUUCUUCUCCAAACUCCUGAGACGCCAAUGAUUAGUUAAAAGUACGGUCGGCAAGGGAAGAGGACUGGUUACAGAGGACAUGUGCAGGGGAGAUCGGGGUGUUCUGGUCACGGAGGACUGUUGGGGGUUAGGAGUAAACCAUUUUUCCAUUUAUCUUUCUCCUGUAGAGCUAAUAAUAUCAACAUUUCAAAACUGAUCAGUUUGUCAAAUAUGGAGGUUGAAGUGACAUCACGUAAAUUUAGAAUCAUCCCAGCCUAAUGCCGAGAUCAGAGUGCACAAUAUCAAACCAGAUAAUGGCACGACCCGAUAGAGGUGGGAACGUAAAUGAGCGUUGGGUUCCACAGUUGCUUGUUUUAUCCUGCAUCACAUCACAAAGACCCGUCAAAAAGGCGACCGCAUGAUUCCUUAUCUCACCUACAACAGGUCCCAUGAUGAUUUUGGAGAGGUGUGAGGAGGAAAUUAACUGAAAACAGGGAUGGUGUUUCUCCUGUUCAUAUAUUUAUUUAUUUAUCUAUUUAUUUUUUAACAUUUAUUUACUUCCUGGUUGUGCACCCCUACUGCGCAGCAGCCAACUCAGAGCUUUUUUGAUUAGCCUACUGGGCAGGUUUUGUAACGUGUAAUGAUGGAUAACGAAUCAGUCACGAUGUGCAGCUUCUCAGGUUCGUGGUGUGUUUGCAAAACUGGAACCGGGCCUCCUAAUGUCCUCCUAUUUUCCAAAUUCGUUGAAAAGAAUUGUUGCUGCUUCAAGGCAUACAGGAUGAAACAUUUAGUGUGCCUGAUAACCUUCUGCAUGUAUAUCAUGGAAGUUGAGAAGGACAGGAAGCUACGAUCGGUCGGACUCCAACCUUUAGUCUGCAACGUCUCAAUUGAGUAACGGCAAGAAUUUAUGAUCCAUUGAUCGCCUAAUGUGACUGUAAUGAAACACAAAAACAUUGUGUAGUCUGAUCCCGGCAUAAAAGAUCAGUGAUGGUUUAAGGUGUAAGGUCUUACUUCUGGUUUUAUUCAAAUUGCUGUGGUUACAUUUGUCUUUUCAAAGCAACUUCUUUUAUGGCGAGAUCAGUUUAGCAUUUUUAAGCAACAUGUUAAAGAGUUGUUAGUUUUUAAGCAAAUAAGGCCAUUUUUAGGUGUUUAUUUGUUUAUUUGUGAACAAUCUCUGCAUUUGCAACUGUUCUAUAAACAAUAAACUAGGGAUGCCCAAACUUUUUUCCUUGCAGGGCCAAAAACAAGCACUUGUAUUGUUAAAGCUGCAGUCAUUUUUAUAAAAAUAACUUUGUCAUAUUUGCUGAAACUUUCAGUAUAUCCUGAAAGUAGAACACGAGACCGAUAAUCUGUGAAACAAUCAGGUUCCUCUUAGUGGCUUCUAGAAUCCACGGGCUUGAACGAAAACAACCAUUGUGUGUAACCAUGUAUUUAUAGAUUAUCUUUCUCAUCUUCUACUGUCAGGAAAGAGUGAAAGUUUCAGCAAAUAUGACAUAAACUUGUUUUUAUAAAAAUCAAACAAAAAAAGAAAUUUAAAUAUAAUAUAAAUAUAUUGAAUAUGUAAAAACAUUUAUAUAAAAUGUUUGAUCUGGUUGUAAUCCAAGCCUGGAUGCAAACUGCACUGAAAAGAUCAGUUUAACUGCAGCAAAAUGCAUAUAAACCUGUGGUUUUAUUUUGGGUCAAACAAGUGGAGACACUUCCUGUUAUAUAUGACUGAUGCGAUUAGUUUCAGAUACAGUAAUGGGAGACAGCUCACAACACGCCUAACACUCGCUUUGCUGUUGAAUUGAUUCAUCCAAAUACAUUACCCAGAAUUCCACAGACAUCAAAUCGAAUGACAAUCACUCAGCAAUCAAAACACCUUUAAUGCUCAAAAUUAUAUAGUAUGAAACCUUUUUUAUGUUUUAUUAUUUUAUUUUUUAAUUUUGUAUGUGUUUUUUUUCCUAAAACAUUUAUGUAGUUGAAGGACUUUUAUUUUAUUACAACAUUCAGCAGAUCUCAAAAUACUAUGCAUGGAAAAAUCUAAUCAUUUUGAGACAUAAAUAAACAUAAACAUUUUACUUCCAGUGCUUCAGGCCCUUGUAUUUCACAGCCCACAGAAGUGCAUAGAGAAAAAUGAUUUUGCAUUCGGAUCAUCCUCUAGCUAAUCAAACUAUAUUUAGAUUUUCAUACGUCUAACAUGACAAAGGUCGUUGUUGUCAGUCGUCAGACUUGUAGUUUCCUGACUGGUUCGGCUUUAGCGUUCAGUGGAUGUUUCUCAGAAAAUAUCUCCAAACAAAAACAGGUUAAGAGUUACAUUCCUGCAAAGCAACUGCAAAAACUCACAGUGAAAAAGGAGUUUCAGCCUCAGGAGCACAUCAUUUUUCUGGCUUUAUCACCAAGUCAAAUGAUAAAUAGCAAAAAUUUAAAGCUACAGUGAGCAACUUAUUUCUGCAUACUUACACAGAUUGUCAAAUCUGAGGACCUCUGGCCUCCUUAGAGACGUUAGUGGGUAGGGAGGCAACAUGUGAACAUUAUGAACUAAAAAUCCAUCCUACACCUGUAGCUAUUACUAUACACAUGUAUUAGAAGGAUAAACCUCUUGAGAUGAACCAUCUUGUUUUCCUUAACACAAAUAUACAGAAAAUACAGUAUAUAAAGCAAAACAACACAAAUACACACAUAAACAAACAAAAGCUCACACACACAGAUUCAAUUAGAAAUACCAAAAUUCGUACAGUAAAGAUACACACAGUAAAUGUACACAUGCCCAUACAAAGCUAUGUACAUGCAUACAUUUAUGUACAUACAUACAUUUAUUUUAGAGAUAAAUUAUUUCUAUAAAUUGAGUGCAAUUAGAGGCAAGAACAUUUAGUUUGAAGAUAGUUGGUACCCAGCCAGUCUGGUCUAGUCUUGGCUACGAACUGAGCCCAUGAAGACCAUGUCAGAAGACUCAAAAUUAGACUUAAAAUUAAGUUUAGUUUUCAUGCACUGAAAGUAAAAUGUUAUGAGAAGGCGAUUUACGACUUAAUUAUUAUUUAACGAUGCACCUACGUAGGGCAGUCUGCUGUGUCAAACAUCAGUCGUGGAUUCACUGAGCGAAGAUAAAAUAUGACUGAACUGUUUCUUUAACAUGCCAUCAACAUUUAAAGACAUUGUUUUUUAUAAUAAAGACACACAGCAAUGUAUAAUGUAUCCUCUUGAAUUAAUCAUGUAAUGCCUUGUAUUAGCAUAACUCUGAAGAUACUAGAAAUAUGUGUUUAUCAGUGCCUAAGAGGACUUUGUAGUGGCUGCAGUUAAUUUCUAGCUCACGUGAUAACUGUAUAAAACAAACAAAUGUUCCAAUCUCUGAGUAACAGUUCUGGCUUCACUAAAUGACUAAGACAUUUUUAAAUAUUUAGUAAACUGAUAAAAAUUAUUAAUGUUUUUCAUUUACCUUCAGGUUGUAUCAUGGUGGCUUCCAUGCAGUUGUCUGAAUGUGAGAAAUCCUUUGAACUUCAUUCAAAAAUAAGUUGGCGGGUCAGAACCAAACUGCAUUAGAAAAAUGUACUUUUAUGUAAUUAAACUCAAGAAUGUCAAUAAAAUGUUGUAACACAGUCUGUAGCGUCA
Molecule: messenger RNA, 4956 nt
Organism: Morone saxatilis (striped sea-bass)
Lineage: Eukaryota; Metazoa; Chordata; Actinopteri; Moronidae
Gene: retreg1
Product: reticulophagy regulator 1
Exons: 9
Coding region: 41-1420 (459 amino acids)
Biological process (GO): negative regulation of neuron apoptotic process; reticulophagy
Cellular component (GO): endoplasmic reticulum membrane
Source: RefSeq, a predicted model, not a curated record